This is a messenger RNA of Penaeus vannamei (Pacific white shrimp), 3322 nucleotides long. The record is from RefSeq and is a predicted model, not a curated record. Lineage: Eukaryota; Metazoa; Arthropoda; Malacostraca; Decapoda; Penaeidae.
GGCUAGAGAACCUAAGGAAAAUCUUCCACAAUGUGAGAGCCAACAACAUAUGUCCUAUGAUGUGCUUAAAGAAACAUUGGAUGAGAUUGGGCAUGACAGUGGACGCGAUGGGCAACAUACCCGUCAAGAACAUCGUCAGAACUUUCGCCUCAGGCAAGACCGAGAAGAUGGUGUACCAGUGCCUUGAGGACAUGAGUCUUCCCUCGGGCAAGGGUGACAGUUUAGAUAAGGAAGCCUUCACGUUCGAAAAGUUCUUCCACUUGUACUUGACCAUCUGUCCCAGAACUGAUAUUGAUGAACUGUAUACCUCUAUCACAAAAGGGGAGCACGUCAGCCUUGCACAGUUGGUGAAGUUCAUGAACGAGAAACAGCGAGACCCGAGCCUGAACGAAAUCUUGUACCCGCUGUACGACGAGAAACGGUGCAUGGAGAUCAUCACAGCACACGAACCCCAGCAAGAAAACAUAGAUAACAAACGAUUUAGCAAAGACGGUCUGCUGGCUUACUUAAUGUCAGAUGAGAAUGCACCAGUAUUCUUGGAUCGUCUUGACAUCUACCAGGACAUGGACCAGCCACUCUCCCAUUACUACAUCAACUCAUCCCACAACACAUACCUCUCUGGCAGGCAGUUCGGAGGCAAAUCCACUGCUGAGAUGUACAGACAGACACUCCUGGCUGGUUGCAGGUGUGUGGAACUUGAUUGCUGGGAUGGAAAAGGUGAAGACGAGGAGCCAAUCAUCACCCACGGAAAGGCUAUGUGCACAGACAUCCUCUUUAAGGAAGCUAUCAUUGCCAUCCGUGACUGUGCCUUUGUCACCUCCGAUUAUCCAAUUAUCCUUUCCUUCGAAAACCAUUGCUGCAAGAAACAACAGUACAAACUAGCCAAGUACUGUGACGAGUAUUUUGGAGACCUUCUCUGCAAAGAGCCACUACCAGAUAGUCCAUUGGUUCCUGGCCAUCCUCUCCCUCCUCCCAGUCAACUCAAGAAUAAGAUCCUUAUCAAGAAUAAGCGACUGAAGCCAGAGGUAGAGAAGCAGGAGCUGGAAUUGUUCCUCCAGGGUCAGCUUGAUCUAGUGGAUGAUGAAGAUGCAAAGGAAGAUGCUUCACAGGCUACUGCUGCUCCCAAGGAGGCCAAGAGUAACCCGUGCACUACCAUCACCACCCCUGUGUCGCAGCCCUCGCUAGAAGACGAUAAGCCCCUGACGGCGGAGGAGCGAGCCUUCCUCUAUUACCAGUAUACGGGCGCAACCACCCACGUCCACCCUGUCCUCUCUUCCUACGUCAACUACUGCCAGCCAGUCAAGUUCCAGGGCUUUGAUGUGGCCGAAGAAAAGAAUGUCCACCACAACAUGUCUUCAUUCUCGGAGACCAUGGGGUUAGGAUACCUCAAGACACAGGCUAUUGAAUUUGUCAACUACAACAAGCGACAGAUGUCUAGAAUUUACCCCAAGGGCGCCAGAGUGGACUCCUCAAAUUACAUGCCUCAGGUGUUCUGGAAUGCUGGUUGUCAGAUGGUGUCCCUGAACUUCCAGACGUCAGAUCUGCCCAUGCAGUUAAACCAGGGAAAGUUUGAAUACAAUGGAAACUGCGGAUACCUACUCAAGCCUGACUUCAUGCGUCGUACAGAUAAAACCUUUGAUCCCUUUGCAGAAUCUCCUGUAGAUGGUGUGAUUGCUGCUCAGGUUGCUGUGUCGGUCAUAGCUGGUCAGUUCUUGUCAGACAAGAAAGUUGGCACAUAUGUGGAGGUGGACAUGUAUGGCUUACCAACAGACACCAUCAGGAAAGAAUUCAGAACCCGAAUGAUCCCAGGAAAUGGUCUCAACCCACAGUACAAUGAGGAACCCUUCCUCUUCCGUAAAGUUGUUUUGCCUGAUCUGGCUGUGCUGAGAUUUGGUGUGUUUGAUGAGAAUGGCAAGAUGUUAGGCCAACGUAUUCUGCCCCUUGAUGGUCUUCAGGCUGGCUAUCGUCAUAUUUCCUUGCGUACAGAAGGCAACUUUCCAAUGUCUCUUCCCAUGUUGUUCUGUAAUAUUGAACUCAAAAUUUAUGUACCUGAUGGUCUUGGCGAUCUUAUGGAUGCCCUUUCUGAUCCUCGGGCUUUCUUGAGUGCCCAAGAGAAGCGAGAACAGCAGAUGAAGGCCAUGGGAAUUGAGGCGUCAGAUAUUGACACAAAAGCCCUGAAAGGUGGAAAGGGAGGUGCUAAGGCAGGUGGAGCAGGAGCCAAACCAGCUGCAGGUGCUGGUGGUGCUGCUGGUGCCAAGAAAGAGGAAGAAGCCCUUGACUUUGAUCCCAUCAAUCUAGAAACACUUCGAGCUCAGAAGAACUUCUUGAAGGCAACUAAGAAGCAGCAAAAGGAACUUGAAAGUAUGAGAAAAAAACACAUGAAGGAGCGAUUGUCUAUCCAGAAGGGCCAGUGCAGUGCCAUUGAAAAGGUUGCUAAGGGCAAAAAAGAGGUACUGGAUGACCCCAAGAUUAAGGCAAUAGUGACUGACCAGAUGAAGCAGUGGUCUGAGAUGAUGGAGAAACACCGCAAGGAGGAGUGGGAGAUGCUGAAGGAACAUCUCAAGAGUCAAGAAGACAUCCUCAAGAAGCUCAUGGAGGAAGAGCAGGCCAGCCAGAUUAAGAAGCUGGAAGGAAAGCAUGAACAGGCCAUGAAAGACAUGAAAGCAAACCAGGCAAAGUUGGCUGUAGAAACAGCUAAGGAUGUAGCAUCAGACAAGACACUGAAGACAAAGGCUGACCGUGAUCGUCGUUUGAAGGAAAAGAAUCAAAAUAACACCAAGAGAUUCAUUGAAGAGCGAAAGAUUUCAGCCAUGAAACAAGGCAAGCAGAUGGACAAGUUGAAAAAGAUCCACAAUGAGCAAAUGAGUGCCCUCACCAAGGAUAUUCAGAUGGCCAUCCAGUUUUAUGAGAACACAGAAGCUGAAUACAAGAUGUGGCAGAAGAUUGAAUUUUUCUGUUGAAGAGUCAACCCUCCAUAAUGUAGCUGGAGUUGUGUUAUGGCACACUCUUCACCCCAUGUGAAGAUCUCCAGACCAGCUGCCUUGGUUCAUCUGCAAGCCUUAGCAUCCAUUAUUUCUGUGCAUCUGCAAUAUUAGCCCAUUGGUAAAGUGUGUGUGUAAUGUACAUGAAAUGAGGAGUGAUGAAAUUCAGGGUAAUUAGGUGUGUCUGGUUUACAAAACAGGAAAUGUGGUUAAGCUCUCCAUUCUCCUCUGGUGUAGAGGGCUUGGAGAAUCUGCUAUUCAAAGUCUAGCUAAAAAGAAAGUUAAUGCAAACUUCAUCAACACAAUGAAAUGCUGUAAAAAAAAAAAAAAAAAAAAAAAAA